CAUCGCCCUUAAGUUUUCUCCAAUUUCUGCCCCAUGUCUUUUCUUCCUCAUAGGCAUGUUCGCACGUAGUCCCGCACUCUCAUUUUCUCUCUCUAGAAGCAGAGACUUCAUACGCCACGCCAUGAGCUGAAUCUCUCUCUCUCUCUCUCUCUCUCUCUCUCUCUCCGUCUAAAGUCGCCGCCGUCGCCACCGCCGCCGCCGUCACCGUCUCCGUGGUCUUCCGAUGGCGAACCACAAGAAUUGCCCCAACCCGUUUCAAAUCUUCCCCUUCAUGACCAAGAAGGCCAACCUCUACUACAUCACCACCGCCUCCGUCCUCUGCGCCAUCUUCUACCUCCUCGGCAACUGGCAGCACUCCGGCGGCGGCGUCGCCUCCGCCAUCUCCUCCUCCGGCUUCUCCCGAUUCCCCUGCACCAUCGCCAACGCCAUCCCUUCGUCCUCGCCGCGCAACGCCGCCUCCUCCGCCUUUGCCUCGUCGGCCAACGUCGUCCUCGACUUCGAGGCCCACCACAGGGCGGAGGACCUCAUCCCGACGGAGGCGGCGACGGCGCAGGAUCUCCACUUCCCUCCUUGCGACCCGAAGUUCUCCGAGUACACGCCGUGCGAGGACGUGCAGCGAUCGCUGAGGUUCGAUAGGGAGAGGCUGGUUUACCGGGAGAGGCAUUGCCCCGAGAAGGGAGAGAGGCUCAAGUGCCGGAUCCCCGCGCCGCACGGGUAUAGGUUGCCGUUCCCGUGGCCGGAGAGCCGCGACAAGGCGUGGUUCGCGAACGUCCCGCACAAGGAGCUGACCGUGGAGAAGAAGAAGCAGAACUGGGUCCGGUUCGAGGGCGACCGGUUCAUCUUCCCCGGCGGCGGGACCAUGUUCUCGAACGGCGCCGACGCGUACAUCGACGACAUCGGGAAGAUGAUCGACCUCCGGGGUGGGUCCAUAAGGACCGCCAUCGACACCGGCUGUGGGGUGGCGAGCUGGGGAGCUUACCUCCUGUCGAGGGACAUCCUCACAGUGUCGUUUGCGCCGCGAGACACCCACGAAGCUCAAGUUCAGUUCGCCCUCGAGCGGGGAGUGCCCGCCCUGAUCGGAGUCCUCGCUUCCAAGAGGCUUCCGUACCCUUCGAGAGCGUUCGACAUGGCUCAUUGUUCUCGCUGCCUCAUUCCUUGGGGUCAGUAUGAUGGGGCAUACUUGAUUGAGGUUGACCGGGUUCUGCGUCCCGGUGGGUACUGGAUUCUGUCGGGGCCGCCAAUAAACUGGGAGAAACACUGGAAAGGGUGGGACAGAAAGGAGGAAGAUCUUAAAGCAGAACAAGAUGCGAUUGAGAGCAUAGCGAGAAGCCUGUGCUGGAAGAAGUUGAAACAGAAGGGCGACAUCGCAAUCUGGCAGAAACCCACCAACCAUGUCCAUUGCAAAAAGAACCGCAAGGUGUUCAAGUUCCCGCCUUUCUGCCCCGCACAAGACCCCGACAAGGCCUGGUACACCCAAAUGGAUACCUGCUUAACCGCGCUUCCCGAAGUAUCCGACAUUAAGGAUAUUGCGGGAGGGGAGUUAGCAAAAUGGCCCCAAAGAUUGACUGCCGUGCCUCCAAGGAUUGCGAGCGGAAGUGUAGGAGUAACAGCAGAGACGUUCAAAGAAAACACCGACUUGUGGAGGAGCAGGGUCUCCUACUACAAGUCCCUGGAUCACCAACUAGCCCAGAAAGGAAGAUACCGCAACUUGCUCGAUAUGAAUGCCAACUUGGGAGGUUUCGCAGCUGCAUUGGUGGAUGAUCCGGUGUGGGUCAUGAACGUGGUCCCGGUCGAGGCCACAACCAACACCCUUGGAGUGAUAUAUGAACGCGGAUUGAUCGGAACUUAUCAGAGCUGGUGCGAAGCCGUGUCCACUUAUCCGAGAACUUACGACUUCAUCCACGCUGAUUCCGUAUUCACCCUCUACAGCGAGAGGUGCGACAUGGACGAUAUUUUGUUAGAAAUGGAUAGGAUUUUGAGGCCCGAGGGUGGAAUUAUAUUCCGCGACGACGUAGAUAUUUUGGAAAAGAUCAAGAGAAUGACAGAUGCAAUGCAAUAUGAGAGCAGAAUCAUAGACCAUGAAAAGGGACCGCACGAAAGAGAGAAGAUCCUAUUGGCGUACAAGCAGUACUGGACAGCUCCAGCCCCAACGGAAGGAACCGAUACUGCUUCCUAGUCAUAGACAUGGGAGUUCUCUCUUGUUUUGCAUUUUUCAUGUUCUUGCGUUCUUUUGGUUUUUUUUGUUUUUUUUUCCAUUAUUCUUGUGUUAAUAAUUUAAUCGGCAUUCAAUUUUCCAGUGCCCAAGCAAUAGCAUGAUAGGAAAAGGAGGUUUCAUAGAGAUGACAUCACAAUAUGAUAGCUCAAAGAAGACUUUUUUGGA
Molecule: messenger RNA, 2380 nt
Organism: Eucalyptus grandis
Lineage: Eukaryota; Viridiplantae; Streptophyta; Magnoliopsida; Myrtales; Myrtaceae
Product: probable methyltransferase PMT15
Exons: 6
Coding region: 224-2176 (650 amino acids)
Cellular component (GO): cytoplasm; trans-Golgi network; endosome
Molecular function (GO): methyltransferase activity
Source: RefSeq, a predicted model, not a curated record